Lottia gigantea (owl limpet) is the source of this 681-nucleotide messenger RNA. RefSeq lists its product as hypothetical. The record is from RefSeq and is a predicted model, not a curated record. Gene Ontology annotation, molecular function: catalytic activity. The transcript is spliced from 3 exons. The coding region runs from base 1 to 681 and encodes 226 amino acids. NCBI's taxonomy places the organism in Eukaryota, Metazoa, Mollusca, Gastropoda, Lottiidae.
AUGCAAGGUAACCAGGAUAUUACUUUAAAACGGAGAAGAACGAGUGAAGGUGAAACGCCUAAACCAGAUUCAAAGAACCACAAAGUGGCUGAUAAUUUAGAAGAAGACUCAAAAGUGACAUUAUAUGACGAAUUGUCAAUAGGUAUCUCAGCAGAGAGAGUCCGAAUUAGUGAAGUAGUUAACAAUGUGAGGCGAUUAGAAGACAGAAUAUCAGUAGUGGAGAAAAGUGUUCAUGAACAAUUAGAGAGACGAUGUACUAGAUACAUAGCCGAUUAUGAUUUAGUGUGUCUAAGUGAAACUAAAACUAACUCAUUGGAUUUAAUUGAAAUUGAUGGUUUCAGAGCAAUACUGAAAUCUAGAAAGAGUUGUAAGAGGCGUGCAGGUGGUGUUGCUUUACUUGUUAAGGAGGAUGUUUUUGACUAUUUGAAAUUAUAUAAAACUGAUGAUGACUUCUCGCUGUGGUUCUCACUGGAAAAUAGUCCUUUUGGACAAGAAUUACUAUUCUGUAUUGCCUAUAUUCCUCCGUGUAAUUCUAGCUAUAGUUCGUCUCAAAUGUUUGAUUCAUUGGAGGAGAAUUAUAUUUGUACUAGUCAAACUAAAUUCUGUCUAAUGGGAGACUUUAAUGCUAGAUCUGGUGAAAUAAAUGACUUUCUUAUAAACGAAGAUUUUGAUGACAGAUAA